CGUCGGGUGGGGGUAAAAGCAGAGAGAAGAGUAAGAAGGAAAAAAAGCUAUAUAUUCUCUCUCUUCUUUAAAUAUAUAAAUAGCUGCUCUCCUCUCUCCUGGCGUGAGAGUGAGAGAAAUCGAGAUCUAGAUCUGCAUUAGCAUUGGGUUGGAAGUUGAGAAGCAUGGCUUCGAUCCUUCUCCUCAUCGUCGUCUUCGUGGUCAAUCUCAUCGCUUUCGCCCUCGCUAUUGCUGCUGAGCAGCGGAGGAGCACGGCAAAGGUAGUACCAGACUCGGAACAGAACUACGACUACUGCGUGUAUGACUCGGACAUAGCAACAGGGCUUGGUGUGGGUUCUUUCCUCUUCCUGUUGGCGAGCCAGGCCAUUAUAAUGAUCGCUAGUAAAUGCUUCUGCUGCGGUCGUGGUUUGAAGCCGGGCGGUUCCCGUGCUUUGGCCAUCAUCCUCUUCAUCAUCUGCUGGGUAACCUUUUUAAUUGCGGAGGCUUGCUUGCUGGCCGGAUCUGUGAGAAACGCGUACCACACCAAAUACAGGACAAUCCUUCCAGUAGGAGAACCUCCUUCUUGCCAGACACUGAGGAAGGGCGUCUUUGGAGCUGGGGCAGCUUUCAUCUUCUUCACUGCCAUAGUUAGCGAGUUUUACUAUGUCUCCUACUCCAAGGCCAAGGACAGUGGAUCCCUUCCUCCUUAUGGAAGAGACACAGGAGUUGGGAUGGGCACAUACAACUAAGCGCACUGCUUUUGCUGGUUCAUGUGGCACUCACCUCAUGAUAGUAGGGGAUUAUACUGUUUGGAAUUUGGAUUGAAUUUUACUCUUUUUUUGCUUCUUCUUCCUUCUGGGAUCGGUUGAUUAGUUGAAUAGAUACAUGGAUCUUUGGACUUGAUUGAUAUUUUGUAAUGCAUCAAAAUUUCCAUUUUACCAUCAUCAUUGGCAAAGUAGUAACUAGUUUGUACUUCCGUAGGUAAUUUCUUAUUAUAUGAACCCCGAAGGCUGUAUAUUUUGUUGGAAACUAAGUUCUUGUUCAUCAUC
Magnolia sinica is the source of this 1028-nucleotide messenger RNA. RefSeq lists its product as uncharacterized. The transcript is spliced from 3 exons. The record is from RefSeq and is a predicted model, not a curated record. Lineage: Eukaryota; Viridiplantae; Streptophyta; Magnoliopsida; Magnoliales; Magnoliaceae. The coding region runs from base 165 to 728 and encodes 187 amino acids.